This is a messenger RNA of Malania oleifera, 1333 nucleotides long. Its product is annotated as adenylate kinase 1, chloroplastic-like. Gene Ontology annotation, biological process: nucleobase-containing compound metabolic process. The record is from RefSeq and is a predicted model, not a curated record. The transcript has 4 exons. The coding region runs from base 204 to 1070 and encodes 288 amino acids. Gene Ontology annotation, molecular function: ATP binding; AMP kinase activity. Lineage: Eukaryota; Viridiplantae; Streptophyta; Magnoliopsida; Santalales; Ximeniaceae. Gene Ontology annotation, cellular component: mitochondrion; cytoplasm.
GAGUAGGAAACUGCCUUGGAAGUUGGAACUCGGUAGAGAGAGAGAGAUGAAUUGAACCUCGUGGCCCCAUUGCCGACUUCACCACUCCGAUAACUUUCACGUGUUCGAAAACAACCCACCAGACUCCGCUCCCUCCUCACUCCCACCCUUUCUUCUUCAACCUCUCUCCCUCUCUCUCUCUGCAGUUCAAUUCUUCUUCAUUCAUGGCGGUCCUCAGCCGCCUUCUGAGAGCCAGAGGCACUUCCUUGUCCUCCGUAACUCGCGCCUUUUCUUCGUCCGGCGUAAAUUCCAAAAUUGACUUCCGACAGUCGUCGUCUUCCCUCAACCACGCGCCCCUUCCCCUACUUCAUGGCCCCGAGGGCAGGAGUGUCCAGUGGGUGUUUCUCGGCUGCCCCGGCGUCGGCAAAGGCACAUACGCCGGUCGCCUCUCUAAACUCCUUGGCGUCCCCCACAUCGCCACCGGCGAUCUCGUCCGCGAGGAGCUCUCCUCCUCCGGUCCCCUCGCUUUCCAGCUUGCAGAGAUUGUUAAUCAGGGGAAAUUGGUUUCAGAUGAAAUUAUAAUAGAUUUAUUGUCCAAGCGUCUUGAAGCUGGAGCAGCAAAGGGUGAAUCAGGAUUCAUUCUUGAUGGUUUCCCUCGAACUAUGAGACAGGCGGAAAUAUUAGAUGGAGUGACUGAUAUUGACCUGGUGAUUAACCUAAAGCUUCGAGAAGAAGCAUUGCUUGCAAAAUGCCUUGGAAGAAGGAUUUGUAGUGAGUGUGGAGGGAAUUACAAUGUGGCCUCAAUUGACAUCAAGAGUGAGAAUGGGCGCCCUGGAAUGUACAUGGCUCCACUUCUUCCUCCUCCACAUUGUUCAUCGAAGCUUAUCACUCGGUCUGAUGAUACUGAAGCAGUCGUAAAGGAACGACUCCGCAUAUACAAUGAAAUGAGUCAACCUGUAGAGGAUUUCUACCGCAAUCAAGGGAAGUUGUUGGAGUUUGAACUUCCAGGAGGAAUCCCGGAAUCAUGGCCUAAGCUGCUUCAAGCUCUGAAUCUGGAUGAUCAUGAGGAGAAGCGGACAGCUGCAGCAUAAGUUCUGCACCAUGUUCCCUAAUUUAAGUUGAUUCUUUGCAUGCGUGAGAUUUUCACGCAUUAUGAUUUUGAAAGAACGCAUUAUAUGCAAACAAUAGCUUAAAUCUGUUUAUGGGGCUGCCAGAGGUUUGUCCGAAUGGCAAAGGCAUAAUGUUGUUACUACCAUCAAUUUGUUGAAAUAUAAUUCAGUUUGUUCUUAAUUAUCUUGUUGUUUACAGUUGUCAAAAAAUUUAGCCAUUCAAAUGUCAAUCCACAUUUUGGUCA